AACACUAAUAUCCCAUCCAUAAAUUCUCACCCAUAUUCCCAGCCCCUCAAAUGCAUUCUAAAUGUUAACCAUCACCGAUGCCGACCCAAACCAGCUGCCGGAGAAGACCGAACCGGAUGCAGCGUCCCCACGAGUAUUGUCAAUCCUAUCUUUAGUCCUCGAAAGAUUGGUGAACCGUAACGAGAUGUUGAACUUAAGUAGCGGAGGGGGGCGGCUUGGGAAGAACUUGGAGGUGUUUCAUGGCAUUAGACCACCCGCAAUCACCAUACCGAAGUAUCUAGACCGGAUAUACAAGUAUACGAAUUGUAGCCCGGCGUGCUUCGUGGUCGGGUACAUAUAUAUAGACCGGUUGGUUCAUAGACACCCGGGUUCGUUGGUGGUGUCACUAAAUGUUCAUAGGCUGCUUGUUACAAGUAUUAUGUUGGCUGCUAAGAUUCUGGAUGAUGAGCAUUACAACAAUGCGUUUUAUGCUCGAGUUGGGGGAGUAACGAAUGCUGAAUUAAACAGGCUCGAAGUAGAGUUCCUUUUCAUGUUAGAUUUUGAUCUUACGGUCACCUCUCGAGUUUUCGAGAGUUAUUGUUUGUAUUUAGAGAGGGAAAUGAUAAUGUGGAAUGGUACGAAGUUGAAGAUUGAAAGUGGAAAUCGUGCAAACACCAUAGAAGAUAUUGCCGAAAUUUCGGUAGAAGACAUGGAAAGUUUUUCUUCAUCACUCUCCAAUGGGGGUCUUGCAUGAUCACUUUGAUUUAUAUUCUUAUGUUAUAACUUUGAUAACUACAACACUAAAUGUGAAAAAUCAAUGUAUACCCAAGUUUGAAUUUUAUUGUAUGAUUCUUUUUGGAAAUAUUUUCCAUGUAUUUUACAAAGAAAUCUUAUUUAAAUUA
Molecule: messenger RNA, 881 nt
Organism: Helianthus annuus (common sunflower)
Lineage: Eukaryota; Viridiplantae; Streptophyta; Magnoliopsida; Asterales; Asteraceae
Product: cyclin-U1-1
Exons: 2
Coding region: 62-733 (223 amino acids)
Biological process (GO): regulation of cyclin-dependent protein serine/threonine kinase activity
Molecular function (GO): protein kinase binding
Source: RefSeq, a predicted model, not a curated record